AUGCCAGAUGUAUACCGGAAGGUCAACCAGUGGUCAGCUCACAUCCAAGAGACUGGGGAUUCCCUUUAUGAACCUGGUUCCGACCUCACAGUUGACGAGGCUAUGGUCCGAUUUACUGGUCGAUCUCUUGAGACGACAACGAUCCCAACAAAACCUAUCCCAACUGGCUAUAAGAUCUGGAUCCUUGCCCAGUCUGGCUGCUGUAUACGGUGGCUGUGGCACGUACAUGGAAAGGGCCCAUACGCAUUAGUCCCCCAGGCCCGGCCAGCCGGGGCAGCUGCUGGAAAGCUGGCUCUGUUGACACCAACGCAGCGGGUAGUAACUACGCUUGUUUCCCUACUGCCAGCUGCAACCUACCACGUAUUUCUUGACAACCUCUUCGCCUCUAUACGUCUCUUUCGUACCCUACGGAAGCAACAGGUUGGAGCUUCUGGUACUUGCCGGAAGGAUAGUGGGAUAGACAAGAUCCUCGUUGCUGAGAAAGAGACUGAAGGACGGGGUAUCCCAUGGGGGGAUAUACACUGUAUCCCUACUUUAGAUGGGGAGGUCAACCAAUUCACAUGGAAGGAUAAUGCCCUCGUACUCUUCCUGUCAACUGUCUUCCAGGACGGGCAGGAAGUUAUCCGCAGCCGCCGUCGCCCGGCUGGGGACACCGCUGCUAAGAAGGCCGCCCGGCAAGUCUUCGGCCCGGAUGUCCGCAAAGACCUUCCAGUCCCUAGGGCGAUUGAUGAGUAUAAUCACAAGAUGAAUGGGGUUGACGUGAGUGACCAGAUGAGGUCCUAUUAUCAGUAUAACCACCCUGUUCGUCGAGGGGGCUGGCAGUCGAUUGCCUGGAAUUUCCUACUGGAAGUGGUAGUUGUGAAUAGCUUCCUACUGCAGCUCUGGGGCAGCCCUAGGUGGAAAAAGGUGAAAACCCACUACCAAUGGCGGCAGUUGCUGGCUGCCCAGCUUAUUCAACGGUUUGGACCAUUGGCAGGCGGGCGAAGACUAUCACGGCCUGGACGGGCUACAGACAAGAGGAAUACUUCUAUUCCAUGGGAACAGCAUAGGAAGGGAUCAAGGAAGGUAUCUUCACCUUGCACCUAUUGUGGUAGUAGGAAGGUUUUAAAGGAGAUAUCUGGGAAUACCAUCACUCGGCAACGACGGCAGACAACUCGAAAGGGUUGCUUGGAUUGCAAUGUACCAUUAUGUAUUAAUAAAGAUUGCUGGUACCUCUAUUUACAAGCUCUUAUUGGCUCUACCCCGCCCUUGGCGAAAGUGCUGUCCAUCCGCACCCGAUGGGAUAGAAAAGGGAGGCUAAACGGGAUGAAGAGCCAAUUAAAGAUAGCGCUUGGAAGUGCAGCUGAGAAAUCACUUUCUCCCUUGAUCGCAACAUCACCCUAG
Colletotrichum tamarilloi is the source of this 1383-nucleotide messenger RNA. RefSeq lists its product as uncharacterized. The transcript is spliced from 3 exons. NCBI's taxonomy places the organism in Eukaryota, Fungi, Ascomycota, Sordariomycetes, Glomerellales, Glomerellaceae. The coding region runs from base 1 to 1383 and encodes 460 amino acids. The record is from RefSeq and is a predicted model, not a curated record.